AUGGGCGAUUGCCAGCCAGCUCCACGAGAACGGUCUGUUCUCAUCCUGUAUGGCUCUGAAACGGGCAAUGCGCAAGAGGUCGCCGAGGAAUUGGGUGCCCUAACGGAGCGGCUUCGUUUUGCGACGCAUGUGUCUGAAUUGAAUCGAUUUAAGCCGCAAGCACUUUUCUCAUACACGCUCACGAUAUUCGUGGCCUCGACUACUGGGCAAGGCGAUUUACCGGUCAACGCAAAAUCCUUCUGGAAGUCGCUCUUGUUGAAGAAACUUCCUCCGACAUUUCUGAAGGGUAUAAACUUUGCUUGCUUUGGAUUGGGAGAUAGCUCUUAUCCUAAGUUCAAUUGGGCAAUUCGCAAGCUCUAUAAACGACUGCUGCAGCUCGGUGCGAAUGAGAUCUAUCCAACGGGCGAAGCAGAUCAGCAGCAUCCAGAGGGACUCGAAGCUACGUUCCUACCAUGGAUGACCGAUUUCCGAAAGCAGUUGCUGGAUAGACACCCUCUACCGGACGGAGAGCACCCAAUUCCAGACGACGAGCAACUACCGCCGAAAUGGAUAUUGCAAGACAAGGAAGGAAAUGAUUCCGUCCCAGCAUCCAAGCCGGUCGAAAAUGAACAACAAACAAAAUCAGAUGAAUACCCGGGGCUACAUCACCUCGACCAUGACUUACGUCCUAUCCCACACACUAUGACAGCAACAUUAACGGAAAACCGUCGAGUCACUCCGCAAAAGCAUUGGCAGGAUGUGCGCCAUAUUACCCUUACUGUUCCAGAAUCCGUAUCCUACGUCCCCGGAGAUAUGAUUGCAAUCACGCCGAAGACCUCUCCAUCUGAUGUCCAAAUAUUCAUUGACCUGAUGGGCUGGAACGACCAGGCAGACAAACCCAUUUCUCUCGUUCCCACAGGAGAUAUCCCAUCUCCACCUCCAAUUUCCGAUCUCGACUCAUAUCCCCAUCUUACCCUCCGUGCUCUUCUAAUAGAUUACCUCGACAUCAAAGGAAUUCCUCGCAGGUCCUUCUUUUCUACCAUUGCACACUACACGACCGAUGAAAUGCACAAAGAACGGUUGUUAGAACUCACGAACCCAGAAUAUCUCGAUGAGCUAUGGGACUACACUACGCGGCCACGGCGAAGUAUCCUUGAGAUCCUGGAUGAGUUCCACACAGUCAAAAUUCCCUGGCAGCAUGCGAUCUCCGUGCUUCCAGUGAUGCGCGCACGCCAGUUUAGUAUCGCCAGUGGCGGAAGUCGCAAAAGGACCGCCGAUGGAAAAACACAAUUCGAGCUUCUCAUCGCGAUUGUUAAAUAUCAGACCGUGAUUAAGAGAAUCCGUGAGGGCGUUUGCACCAAAUACCUCUCCGUGCUCCGACCGAACAGUACGCUCAAGGUCCAACUCCAACCUGGCGGCCUCAAUUCUUCCAUACAACAACUCACAUCAGCAACUGUACUCAUCGGACCCGGUACGGGAAUUGCCCCUCUGCGCUCUAUGCUCUGGGAAAAGGCAGCACUUGUGCAAGCCUUCCGUGAGCAAAAUCCCGGCGUCAACCCUCCCAUCGGGCCAACCGUUCUGCUGUACGGCGGACGAAACCGAGAAUCAGAUUUCUUUUUUGAGAACGAUUGGACUGAACUCUGCAAGAUUAUCCCACUCCAGGUCCUCACUGCGUUCUCGCGUGACCAGCAGCGCAAGGUAUACGUGCAGGAUACUGUUCGGGAGAACUUCCCGCUCUUCUAUAGUCUUCUGCAUGAUAUGAAGGGGUCUGUUUAUAUCUGUGGAUCCUCAGGACGUAUGCCUCAGGCUGUGCGGGAGGCUCUCAUUGAAGCAUUCCAGCAUGGAGGGGCUGCAGUGCCCGGGCAGCCAUUUACUCGGGCACAAGCUGAAGAGUAUUUGAUUGGGAUGGAGCAGAAUGGAAGGUAUAAACAGGAGACGUGGUGA
Penicillium nucicola is the source of this 1923-nucleotide messenger RNA. RefSeq names its product NAPDH-dependent diflavin reductase (gene tah18). Bases 1 to 1923 code for a protein of 640 amino acids. The record is from RefSeq and is a predicted model, not a curated record. Gene Ontology annotation, molecular function: flavin adenine dinucleotide binding; FMN binding; NADPH-hemoprotein reductase activity. Gene Ontology annotation, cellular component: cytosol. The transcript has 4 exons. NCBI's taxonomy places the organism in Eukaryota, Fungi, Ascomycota, Eurotiomycetes, Eurotiales, Aspergillaceae.